Molecule: messenger RNA, 1187 nt
Organism: Acanthopagrus latus (yellowfin seabream)
Lineage: Eukaryota; Metazoa; Chordata; Actinopteri; Spariformes; Sparidae
Product: lysozyme g-like
Exons: 6
Coding region: 122-985 (287 amino acids)
Biological process (GO): peptidoglycan catabolic process
Molecular function (GO): lysozyme activity
Source: RefSeq, a predicted model, not a curated record
GGGUUGGACCCCCUGUACACAGCCCUCUAUAGUUAGACAGGCAACUCCCCCUCCAGUGGUAGCCUCACAGUGAGCUGAGCUCACAGCAGCAGUGUCUCUCUGUCCUGAAUGAGCUGCAGAGAUGCCGCCCAAGACUGUUACGUCGCUUAUCAAAGACACACUGAGGGAUCUCAAAGAGGAAGAUUUCAAGGAUUUCUGCUCUGAAAUUUUGGACCGCAGGGAUGAGCCACGGAUCAGACAGAGUGAUCUGGAACACAAGAGUCUCCUAGAAGUUGUUGGUGUCCUGGUUAAAACCUUCACAGAGUCCAAGGUUGCGGAGGUGGUUGUGGAGACGUUGGAGAGCAUUCGCUGCAAUGCUCAAAAAGAGAGCCUCACCAAGUACCUGAGGGAUGCAUCUUUCUCCACUUAUGGAGACAUCAUGAUGGUGGAAACUACCGGUGCCUCAGUGCAAACAGCUCAGCAGGAUAAGUUGAAAUGCUCAGGUGUGAAGGCAUCUUACGCCAUGGCAGAGAGGGAUUUGAAUGAAAUGAACAAGUACAAAUCCACCAUCAAUAAUGUGGCUGAUAAGAAAAAAGUUCAUCCAGCUCUCAUUGCCGGCCUCAUCUCCAGAUCGAGCAGGGUUGGAAAGACACUGAAUGACGGCUGGGGGUGCUAUGAUGAAAACAGAAAAGCGUAUAAUACUUUUGGGCUGAUGCAGAUUGAUGUCAAUCCAGAAGGAGGUGGACACAAAGCAAAAGGCUCAUGGGACGGUGAGGAACACCUCUGUCAAGCCAUCGACAUCCUGAUUGAGUUUCUGUCAUGCAUAAAGAAUAACUUUCCUGACUGGAGCAAGGAGCGACAGCUGAAAGGAGGGAUAGCAGCCUACCAUGCAGGGCCCCUGGCCAUCCACUCCUAUGAAGAGGUGGACGCCAAAACCUAUGGCGGAGACUUCUCCAACGAUGUGGUUGCCAGAGCUCAGUGGUACAAAAGCAAAGGAGGUUUUUAAAAACUGAGGCUGUCCACAACCUCCUUCAAAUCACACAGGGACCAAUGUCUGUAAUAAAUGCCAUGUAUUAAAAAAGAUGCACACACUGUUAUUAAGUGCCUGACAAAACACUGUAAGGAUUUAUUCAUGUGUGUGAUCUCAUGUCAUAGUAUUUUCCUUUUAUUUACAAGUGUAAUUAAAUUUGCUUAAUUUUCCUACAAAA